Saxophila tyrrhenica is the source of this 861-nucleotide messenger RNA. RefSeq names its product GTP cyclohydrolase 1. The record is from RefSeq and is a predicted model, not a curated record. Bases 1 to 861 code for a protein of 286 amino acids. Lineage: Eukaryota; Fungi; Ascomycota; Dothideomycetes; Mycosphaerellales; Extremaceae. Gene Ontology annotation, cellular component: cytoplasm. Gene Ontology annotation, molecular function: GTP cyclohydrolase I activity; zinc ion binding; GTP binding. Gene Ontology annotation, biological process: tetrahydrofolate biosynthetic process; tetrahydrobiopterin biosynthetic process. The transcript is spliced from 2 exons.
AUGGCCAGCGUUGGAGGUGCCGGUGUGAGGUCCAGCAAACGGAAGCACCAAGAGACCAAAGUCGAGAAGCUGAAAACAGACACUUCGUCGGCCAUGCCCGUACCCUUCACCGGCAACAGUGCCCCGCCCCUUUAUUCUGUUGAGAUUCGUCAUGGCCCUGGCAAGACUGCUCACGAUCUGGAUAAUCAGCCAGCCCUCAAGAAGCCAAAGCUGCCUCUCGCGGCCGAACUGGACGGCUUCGGACUUCAAUCCAACGCUACAAGAAGCCUCACGGCUGAGGAACCAAAGCUGGUCGCGUGCCGGCUGGACAGAAUGCGCGGAGCUGUCAGAACGCUUCUCGAAUGUAUUGGCGAAGAUCCGGACCGCGAGGGCCUGCAGGAUACACCAUCCCGGUAUGCGAACGCGCUCUUGUUCCUGACUUCCGGCCACCAGAUGAACGUCGAUACCAUCGUCAACAAGGCGCUCUUCCACGAGAGCCACCACGGAAUGGUCAUCAUGAGAGACAUUGAGAUCUGCAGUCUGUGCGAGCAUCACCUCUUGCCGUUCACUGGAAAGAUGCACAUCGGCUACGUUCCUUCCUCGGCUGUCAUCGGACUUUCCAAGCUGCCACGGAUUGCUGAGAUCUUCUCCAGGCGGCUGCAGAUCCAGGAACGUCUUACCAAGGAGGUCGCUCACGCCAUCAUGGAAGCUGUCAAACCCCAAGGCGUUGCGGUCGUCAUGGAGGCGAGCCAUCUUUGCAUAAGCAUGAGAGGUGUCCAGAAGCCCGGAACCAUCACCAUUACGAGUCACUUCUCAGGUUGCCUUGAGCAGUCCGACUUGCGCAGCGAAUUCCUGGGUCUCGUUGGCAUGUCCAGAGCAUAG